Molecule: messenger RNA, 309 nt
Organism: Racocetra fulgida
Lineage: Eukaryota; Fungi; Glomeromycota; Glomeromycetes; Diversisporales; Gigasporaceae
Source: the annotation of a GenBank genome assembly
AUGGCUUAUUAUGUAAAUAGUUCAAAUAUGGUUAUUCCAAUUGAAAUUGUAAAUGAAAUAAGUGAAGACGUGUUGAUAGGUGGUGAUGCUAAUAGUUUGGGUGCUAAUGAUGAGUCAGUAAGUAAUGAGGCGGAUGAUUAUUUGAAUGAAAUUGAACAAGAUAAUAAGGAUGAGAAUCAGAAGAUUAGUGAAAGUAAUGAGAAGCUUAAGAGCAGUAAUAAGAAAGGUAAAGAGCGAGCUGUUCGUAAAGUAGUUCACAACAUCAGGUCAUCUAUUUUUAAGAUAGAUAUUAAUAAUGAAAGUGAGUAA